Molecule: messenger RNA, 1758 nt
Organism: Peromyscus eremicus (cactus mouse)
Lineage: Eukaryota; Metazoa; Chordata; Mammalia; Rodentia; Cricetidae
Product: zinc finger protein 431-like
Exons: 4
Coding region: 1-1758 (585 amino acids)
Biological process (GO): regulation of DNA-templated transcription
Source: RefSeq, a predicted model, not a curated record
AUGCGAACUGAGAUUGCAAGAGAAGGGGCCGACCAGCCACCCAACCAGUUCACCAGAAUCAUAAGCCCACCCUCCACUGACUGGGAACAGGAUGUAGUGACCUAUAAUGAUGUGCAUGUCAACUUCACUCAGGAAGAGUGGGCUUUGCUGGAUCCUUCCCAGAAGAAUCUCUACAAAGAUCUGAUGGUGGAAACUUACAGAAACCUCACUGUUAUAGGCUACAAGUGGGAAGAUAAUAUUGAAGAGCACUGUCAAAGUUUUAGAAGACAUGGAAGGUAUGAAAGAAGUCAUACUACAGAGAAACCUUCUGAAUAUACUCAUUGUGUUAAAGCCUUUGAGUGUCAGAGUCUUCUCCUAAAGCAUGAAAGAACACAUACUGGACAUACACCAUAUGAAUGUAAUCAAUAUGUUAAAGCCUUUGAAUGUUCCAGUCAUCUGCAAAGGCAGUUAAGAAGACAUACUGGAGAGAAACCCUAUGAAUGUAAAGAGUAUGGUAAAGCCUUUUUAUGUCAUAGUUAUCUUAAAUGGAAUAAAAGAACACAUACUGGAGAAAAACCCUAUGAAUGUAAUCAGUGUGGUAAAGCCUUUGCAGAAGACAGUUAUCGUCAAGUACAUGAAAGAACACAUACUGGAGAGAAACCCUAUGAAUGUAAUCAGUGUGGUAAAGCCUUUAUGCGUCAUAGUCAUCUUCAAAGGCACAAAAGAACACAUACUGGAGAGAAACCCUAUGAAUGUAAACAGUGUGGUAAAGCCUUUUCAUUUCAGAGUUAUCUUCAAAGUCAUAUAAGAACACAUACUGGAGAAAAACCCUAUGAAUGUAAUCAGUGUGGUAAAGCCUUUUCAUGUCAGAGAUAUCUUCAAAGUCAUAAAAGAACACAUACUGGAGAGAAACCCUAUGAAUGUAAUCAGUGUGGUAAAGCCUUUCUCUGUCAGAGUUAUCUUCAAAGUCAUAAAAGAACACAUACUGGAGAGAAACCCUAUGAAUGUAAUCAGUGUGGUAAAGCCUUUAUGCGUCAUAGUCAUCUUCAAAGGCACAAAAGAACACAUACUGGAGAGAAACCCUAUGAAUGUAAACAGUGUGGUAAAGCCUUUUCAUUUCAGAGUUAUCUUCAAAGUCAUAUAAGAACACAUACUGGAGAGAAACCCUAUGAAUGUAAUCAGUGUGGUAAAGCCUUUGUCUGUCAGAGUUAUCUUCAAAGUCAUGAAAGAACACAUACUGGAGAGAAACCCUAUGAAUGUAAUCAGUGUGGUAAAGCCUUUUCAUAUCAAGGUCAUCUUCAAAGGCAUAAAAGAACACAUUCUGGAGAGAAACCCUAUGAAUGUAAUCAGUGUGGUAAAGUCUUUGCACAAUACAGUCAUCUUCAAAGUCAUAUAAGAACACAUAUUGGAGAGAAACCCUAUGAAUGUAAUCAGUGUGGUAAAGCCUUUUCAUGUCAGAGAUAUCUUCAAAUUCAUAAAAGAACACAUACUGGAGAGAAACCCUAUGAAUGUAAUCAGUGUGGUAAAGCCUUCUCAUGUCAGAGAUAUCUUCAAAUUCAUAAAAGAACACAUACUGGAGAAAAACCCUAUGAAUGUAAUCAGUGUGGUAGUGCCUUUGCACAAUAUGGUCAUCUUCAAAGUCAUGAAAGAACACAUACUAGAGAGAAACCCUAUGAAUGUACUCAGUGUGGCAAAGCCUUUUUAUGUCACAAUGAUCUUCAAAGGCAUAACAGAACACAUACUGGAGAGAAACCCUAUGAAUGUAAUGAGUGUUGUUAA